Messenger RNA from Liolophura sinensis, 15304 nucleotides. Its product is annotated as fibrocystin-L-like. Lineage: Eukaryota; Metazoa; Mollusca; Polyplacophora; Chitonida; Chitonidae. The record is from RefSeq and is a predicted model, not a curated record.
AUGGCUUGUCUUGGCUGUUACCGCUCCAUCGGAAAAAAGGGCCAAUGGAACGCCAGUGAUGUGAGGAUAACGCACAUUGAGCCGAGAGAAGGGUCGGUAGGGGGCGCCACCAGACUUACCAUCCAUGGCCGUGAUUUCGCCUCCAGUGAGUUCAACCACGGAGAUGGUAACGAACAUGUGGGCAACAAAGUCGAUUUGGUGUCCCUGACGAGGUCCUACCCCUGUGAGAUCCACAAAGAUGGCACGACUGAGUUACAGAUAAUGUGCAUCACCCCAGCACGAAUGGUUGAAGAUGACUACUAUAUCAAGGUCAAGGUCGAUGGAGAGUCAGUUCCCAAUGAAAACCACUGUAACUACUGGCGACAUCCCAACUGCCGAUUGUCGGUACGCCAGAGUUACACGCCGACCAUCACCAAUAUUGAUCCCCAAUCAGGGCCGCCAGAUACGACAGUCACUGUCAAAGGUCGUUUGUUUUCUGACCGGAGGGGAAGUCACCUGGCUGAGAGCUCAAACGGAAAAACAGAAAAAUUCCUCAGGGUGUACGUGGGUGGAUAUGAAUGUAAACUGUUAGAAGAUCCUGAGGAUGACAAGAGGUUUUUGGUCAAGCUGAACAACGAAGGCUCGAACUAUGGCUUCUUUACCUGCACGAUUGAAAGCCAAUAUGUGUACAAUCAGAACAUCAGUUACAUUGUGGAAGGAAAAUAUGGACGGUCACGGGCCGAUCCCAGCAUUCUUCGUGUCAGUGGCGACGAGACGAUCCAUACGUUCCAGUCUUAUGCUGAGAUCACGUCUAUCAGUCCGUCCACUGUGAGUAAAGCCGGAGGAACAACACUGACAAUAACAGGGAAGAACUUUGACGAAACUAACUCCCCAGCCAUGGUUACUGUGGGAGGUGAAGCCUGUGACGUCAUAUCCACAACAUCCACUGAAAUCACAUGUGUCAUCCCACCUGAGCCCUCAUUCAAGACAGCUUACUCCGGAAACCGAGGUGUGGAUUUCGAAGUAUGGCCCAAUCCUGGCGUCAGUGACCUUGAAGAAGUCCUUGACCUUGCUCAGUCUCCAGAUGCCAACCACACAGAGGAUUUCAAAGGCACGAUACCCGCGGGAAUGACUGUCAGAUGGCGUAGUGUCUUCGUUGCACCUAGCAACAACUCCUACCAAUUCAUGAUUGCACCAUCCAGCGCCACAUCUAAGUUGUAUUUAAACGAAAACUCAACAGAGAAGACUGAGAUCGCCUCGUCCAGCUCCCGUGUCUCCUCUAUACAGAAUCUUCACGAAGGAGCCAGUUUUUACCUGGACUUUGUGGGUGAGGCGUCCUUCGAGUCUCCUAUACAGGUCGGUGCAUGCGUCCUCAAUACCAAGUUUACCAGCGGAAUGACCGGGGCGGCAAAAUCAGAAAAACAGCGAAUUGCCGUCAGAUCAACGGUAAAGAAGGAGAUACAGACAUUGACGUUGCCUGAUUUCACGGCUGUGUCUGGAAAAGCCGAGGUCCAAAGGGUGGACGUUCUGGGGUCAGCGAGUGAACUGGACGGGGCCACCUACAGGUUGGGGAUUAGUGGCGUUUACACAGUUCCGCUGUUAGGUGACGCUGACGCCAGCACAGUCACAGAGGCUCUCCUAGCCAUACCAGGGGGCCUGACCGACAGUGUGACUGUCACACAGUCUUCCAUCUCCGGGGGUAACCGAUACACCGUCACGUUUGUAGCUGGACUAGGGGAUGUUGAGCUGAUGACGACAAAAACGGCCCCGAAUGUUCGGGGUGAGACCCUAGCGAUUACCGUCCAGGAGACCACAAAAGGCGUGCCCAGCCGAGAAUACUUCAGCCUGGAAAUUGAUGACAUCUUUUCUGCACCUAUCCCAGCUGACGCGUCCGAGUCACAGAUGAAAUCCGCCGUAUCAGAUAUGUUCAAGGAGGUUUGUCCCAGUGCCGUGGAGAAUCCCGCGAGAUCGGCAUACUUUGAGAGUUACGAGACUCUUACGCAUUCCCGUAUCCUGAAGAGCGAUGAGCCGGAGGAAGGCACCAUCAUACGUGCAUUUUGUGGGAAAUCCUUCUGGAAAAAUCCGAAUUAUCUUUACCAAACGUUCGAGGAAUCGGGGAUUUAUCUGGGACAAUACAAAACUGUGUGUUUCGCAUACUUGGGCGGCAUCCAGUCCAAACUGUACCUACAUUACACGUACACCGAUAGUGAGUCAGAAGAAAGAAGUGUUGGGAGAUGGUUUGAUGUAGAGGACAUCAAGACCACAGACAGCUGGCGUUACGUCUGCGUGGACAUGAUGGCGCUCAUCGGCCAGGUUGUGACUGGGGGCUCCAGGUUCUUCCUCAACAAGGCUGUCAUAGCCAGACACACCGACCAGGACGUCUAUGUGGACAGUGUCUACAUCGGAGUGGUGGAAACAACCACAGACUUUACAGGUCUGAAUGAAGGGUGGACCAAAAGACGCCAGGCGUUGCCCUCAGAUCACAUGAUCAAUGACGUAACAGUGACGUUAUCAGGGUCAUCGUAUACCAUAGAAUUGACCCCGAACGAGUGCGGCAACAAUUUCCAUGUGUUUAAAGUGAAAGAUGGACAGGUGACAUCCGGUUCAAGCAGCCAAUCAAGCUUGUCGGCAGAGUACAGUUACGGGGGUGGAACAAUCAGCGUCAGCGUAGACGAAGAAGCCUCCCCACCCGUCACAGGACAGUUUGAUUUGACAUUCCGCGGUAAAACUAAAUCAGUUCCGGUGAAAUCCACAGCUGAAGAUCUCCAAGCCAUCCUCCAAUCAAUCGGAGCAACCGGAAGUAUUGCUUCACGAGGCGACAACUGUGCUAAUUUUGAUUGGAUAAUAACUUGGACCGGAAAAGGCGGAGACCAACCAGAGCUAGAAAUCAUAAGCGAAUCCCUGUCAGGCAUUGACGUCAGCAUUGUCGUGUCAACACUUCAGGACGGAAUGCUGUGUUACGAUCCGAUUCCGGCCGAGUUUCUGCGAACUGUUCAUGAUACACCUCAGGUUGCAGCGUACAUUAACGGUAUCCCGACAGCCUGUGAUGGGUCAUGUGACCUGGAGUGGGCGGAAAGCGCGACGCCUACAAUAACGUCAUUGACGCCAGCAUCAGGGACAGAAAGCCUCGGCACUACCCUGAUCAUCUCGGGGACGAAGUUUUCUACAACACCAGGGAAUAACACAGUGGUGAUUGGCGGAACCAGUUGUACCGUUCAAUCAGCGACCGCCACGUCAAUCACGUGUGACGUCGGGAACGGACAGAAAGGAAGUUACGAGGUGAAAGUGACAGUUUCCGGUCUAGGGCUGGCGGCUCACCCUGAGAACGCCUCGGUCAUGUUCACUUACGUGGCAGAUGUGGACAGUAUUUCACCUACUACAGGAAGCACCGAAGGGGGCGCCGAUUUGCAGAUCACGGGACACGGGUUUACGUCUGACGCUGUCGUCACCGUGGGCGGAGAAGACUGUCACGUGACUUCUAACACACCGGCACUGAUCACGUGUGUCACACCAAAAUCGACAACCCUAGCAGACAGUACCGUGGAUGUUGUUGUCACUCAGGACGGAAAUACGCUGUCCUCCAAAUCCUUCACAUACAGUACCUCAGCCACAGCUAGCAUUACGUCUGUCUCUCCAACCACAUCAGCUGUACAAGGUGGUGUUGAAAUCACGAUUUCCGGUAGUGGAUUCGGAAACACUCGGCUGAGUGAGGAGGCGUUGAUGAUUGGUGAGGAAGCGGCCGAGAUUACAUACUACUCUGAUACCGAAGUCAGAGGUGAACUUCCGGGCCACGCACCGGGAUCAUAUCCGGUCCGCCUGAAGACGGAUGCUGGGGGAUAUGCAGAUACACGAGAACACACCGUCAGUGAGAUAUCUUACGUCCUUGAGGUCACGAAUCUGUAUCCAAAACGAGGCUCAUUGUUUGGCGGCACUAGACUUACCAUCACUGGGCGUGGCUUCAGCACGGUUGCUAACGAGAAUGAUGUCAUGGUCGGUGAACACCCCUGUACCGUAGAGAGCAGCACUGACGUGCAGAUCAUCUGUACUAUUGACGACAUCUCAACGUUCCAUACAAUAACCAACAAAGGACAGUCGCCAGUGUACGGGACGGGCUUCGCCUGGGACCAGCCAGCCAUUACCGUAGAGAUCGGGGACACUGUGCGCUGGGAGUGGAGCUCAGACGCCACCCUCGGACUGACCUACCGGGUACAGAGGACGGCCAGCCUGGCUGACACGGAGUAUGACGGGACGGGAUUUAACAGCGGUUCCGCGGGUACACCUUCAGGCGUUUACGAGUAUACAUUCACCGAGAUUGGUGUGAACUCGUAUUGGAGCGGUUACGUCACGGACGAGUCCAUGAUGACGUUGAGAGGGGAGGUAGAAGUUGUGCCUAGGACGUCCCACGUGGCUUAUCUGAAGGUAUCCAGAGGGGAUUAUGAAGCCCAUUAUAACACAGCUUCCGGUGUGGCUGAUCCGUCAGGAGCCGCCUGUCCAGGAGAGACCAACGCUAUCUCUGGCUGCUCGGUGGCAGAGCCCAUGGCCUUAGACUCCUCCCUGUUCGGUUUGCCUUUUGGAAUGCAGCACCCUGAGGUGAGCCAGAUCUCGCCCGUCCAGGGCACAGGGGAGGAUGAUAUCGUGAUUACAGGGUCGGGCUUCGGCACCACAGACUGUCAGAACAUUGUAACCCUCGGGGCAUCAACUGACGUCAUGGGAAGCAGCACUGGGCAGGUAACGGUGAAAAUGGAUCUUAGUGAGGAGGUCCCCGCCGGCAAGAUUCUUCCCAUAAAGGUCCGUGUGGGCAACAGAGGCAACGCGCUUAUCACACCCGCCAAGGAAACAGAUCGUAGUUUUAUUGCGCUACCUUAUGUGUCAGAUCUGAGCCCGGUGUCAGGCUCCAUGGCCGGAGGCACAGAGCUGACCAUCAGCGGAGGAGGGUUCUCAUCAGACGCCACUGUUAGUGUGGACGGCUACGUUUGCGACGUUACGUCAGUGACGUACAGCACAAUCAUGUGCACGACCGGAGCAUCCACAGGGUCUGCUGACGUUGUUGUGAAGUCUCGCGUAGACAAUGGACAACUUCUGAACGCCGAGUGCAAAGACGAUGCCACUUUGUGUGUGUUCAUGUACACCAGUCAGGCCACGCCGACACUGACGUCAACCAGCCCGACUCAGGUGGACACCCCCACCGUCAAAGUCGCUUUAGGGACAGGUAAUUGUGUUAUUAAAACGGUGAACAACACGCAGAUCGUUUGCAAUAUGCAGGACGUUCCUGGAACGCACUCUGUCCUCGUGACAGUGGACGGUAAGGGACUGGCUCAGGCGAUCGAUGUGAUACUGGAGAAUCAGGCUAAACUUAGUGGCAUCUCUCCGUCCUCUGGUAGCGUUCACGGCGGAACGCGACUCACCAUCACCGGAAACGGCUUUACGGCCAAUGUAACCACAGUUCUUCUGGGAACAGACGUCUGUGUCACGGAGAGCGUCACGCCGGACCAGAUUGUGUGCGUAACCCCCGCUCACGCCGAUAGCUCCGUGGAUCUUCAGGUGAGAUCAGGGGACCUGGUGUUUUUUCCGACGCAGAGCUUCUCAUACUCCACGGCACAGACUCCUACAAUCACUUCUAUCACCCGCGAGGCGCCAGCUGGGCAGACCAUAACGAUUGCGGGGACGGGAUUUAGUGGUAGCACUACCGUCACCAUAGACGAGGUGGAGUGUACAGUCACUUCUACCUCUCCCUUACAGUGCACACUUGGAGCUCAUUCUGCUGGAAGUUACCCUGUCCUUGUGCAUGUGGUCGGACUCGGCAACUCCAAUGAUGAUCAGAACUUCAAGUACGCCAUCGAAGUGACAUCGAUCUCACCUGCUACAGGAAGUUUUGCCGGAGGUCAGGAGGUAACUGUAUCCGGGGCUGGAUUUGACCCCGUGACCUCCACUAUAAGCAUCUGUAACGAGACAUGCGCACUGGUGGACGGAGCUAGCCAGACUUCCUCAGCUCUCAAAUGUCAGGUCCCAGCUUAUCUCUAUGGUGAUACGUCAUCGAAGAUGUGUGACGUCACUGUAGCCGUAAACAACGUGGAUGACGUUCUGGCGAAUGGUUUUACAUUUGACCCCAGUUUGACCCCUAACAUCGACGGUGUGACACCAGGACGCGGGGGAACCGCCGGGGGGACGUCGGUAACUAUUGCCGGACAAGGAUUUAGCAAUACGAUGAGUGAGAAUUCAGUCACUAUUGGGGGCGUGGUUUGUGAGGUUACCUCGGCAAAGACGACUGAGUUGAUAUGUACAACGGGAGCCAGUGACGGCACUUUGGAAACCAGUGUACAAGUCACGGUUGAAAACAAAGGCGACGCUAUCCAAACGAGCGCGGCCUUCCACUACGUGGACGUGUGGUCAUCUGUGUUCACCUGGGGAGGCCAGUCUCCGCCCGUGGCCGGAGACGUAGUGGUCAUACAGAAGGGGCAAACAAUUCUGCUGGACACAGACACACCUGUAUUGAAACUCAUCCUGAUACAAGGUGGAAAACUGAUCUUUGAUGAGAAGGAUGUGGAACUUCAGGUAGAGAUCAUACUGAUUACGGACGGGGGAGUAUUACAGGUGGGCACUGAGGAUGAACCUUUCCAGCACAAGGCCAUCAUUACCUUACAUGGUCACCUCCGGUCACGUGAACUGCCUAUAUACUACGGGACGAAGUGCAUCGCUGUACGAGAGGGAGUCAUAGACCUUCACGGAAACCCUGUAUCAACGACGUGGACUCGUUUGGCGAGCACAGCAAAUGCCGGACAGAACACUAUCACCCUCGAAGACGCAGUUGAUUGGUCAGUCGGAGACUACAUCGUCAUAGCAACCACAGGAGAUCGACACUCGCAGAGGGAAAACGAAAAACACGAAAUCGCUAGCAUUUCUGGUGACAAACGGACACUGACUUUAACGUCGGUUUUAGGCUACACCCAUAUGGGCGUGUCCGAAACGUUUGAUGGACAGCAAGUGCAAUUUCGGGCGGAGGUUGGGUUGCUUACUAGGAACGUGGUUGUUAGGGGCUCUGAUAACAAGGAGUGGCACGAUGAAAUAGAAAAGUGUGAAGCUGGCUUUGACACCGGCGAGUUUUCAACUCAGACAUGUUUCCAGGGCCGUUUUGGGGACGAGAUGGGUAGUGACGAAUUCGGUGGUCAUAUUUUAAUGCAUGGCGCCGAGCCGGACAAACACCUGGUGGUGGGGCGUUUGGAGUAUGUAGAGAUGACAAACGUCGGACAGGCGUUCAGGCUAGGCCGUUAUCCGGUUCAUUUUCACUUAAACGGUGACAUGGCGGGGUCGUACGUCAGAGGUUUCGGGAUGCACAAGACGUUCAAUCGCGCCGUCAACAUCCACGGGACUCAUAACGUCCUCGUGGAGCACACCGUCAUCUUCAACGUCAGGGGCGGGGCGUUCUUCUUGGAAGACGGUGUUGAAACCGGUAACAUAUUCCUGUUCAACUUAGCCGUGUUCGUCAUCUCCAGCACAAGUCUGCUUAACGACGAUAUCACACCGGCAGCAUUCUGGGCAACAAACCCAAACAACACCUAUAUCGGCAACACUGCUGUGGGCGGAACGCACUUUGGAUUUUGGUACCGUAUGCACGACCAUCCGGAUGGCCCGUCCUUUGAUCCAAACAUCUGCCCAAAAAAGGUUCCCCUCGGUGUAUUCAGAAACAACACAAUCCAUUCUCAAGGCUGGUUCGGCAUAUGGAUAUUCCACGACUUUUUCCCCAUGGUCGGCGGUGGAUGUUCCUCGAAAACCCCGACUAAGGCGGUCUUCGAAGACACGAUAGUCUGGAACUGUGAAAAAGGAAUCGAGUUCGUUAACGGCGGAUCACUUCAAUUUGACGGAGGCAUACUCGUGAAUAACGAAAAGGCUGGGUUUGAAGGAAAAAAGGUGAUGCAUGCUGAAGAGUUCUCAGAGAACGGACCAAUGCUGAAGAACACCAUCAUCGCAGCUCACGCCGCGAAUCUACCGACCUACAAAGGUCCGACUCGAGGAGGCGUCAUACUCCCGUACGGUCAAGGCUACACCGUGGCAAACGUCACCUUCAUCAACUUUGACCAGAGUAACACGGCCGCUGUCCGAUUUACGCGGAUAGACGGUACAUGCUCUUUCCUCUGUGGUGGAUUUACCUACCACUUCAGCGGCACAAAGAAGAUAAACUCUCCCAACAUGGGUGUCUUUGAAUGGAUUAGCGAGGGUGUGAUUAUAGACGUGGAUGGAACAUUGUCCGGUAAAACCGGAGGUCGCGUCGUGUCCACACAAAACACGCUCCCUCCGUCAAGGUGUCAGGACCUCGCCUCCUUCGGAAAAUCUCUGCCGGCUAGUGUGUGUGAGUCAGACGUCCACUUCAUCCGAUUUUCUUUCAACCACAUCACUCCAGUGGCGCUCAAGUACAAGAGUGUGAGGUUGACAAACGCAUACGGUACUGAUGCGCUGGGCUACGCUGAGAAGAGGAUCACCCAUGCAAACGGCUGGCAGGUAACCCUUGUGGCGGGAGAGACGUACAUCAUGGAGUUUGAGGACGCAGAAAUCGCUGAGAAUAUCAGCUAUUCAUCGCGGUUUGACUUCCAUGAGCCGUCCGACUUUGUAGUGCUAUCCCAGCGACUCCAGUACCUCCCCGACAGGUUCUCCUUCAUCCCGGAUAACUUCAUCAACGAGUCAGACACCACGUCUCUCUCCGCCCCGGCAAACGCCCACGGAGACUGGAUCUUUGACAGCAACCAAAACUUGAUUAGAUAUCUGGUUUCGGCACACGGUAGUUCCAGCUCUGGGACGACUUACAAACAUGUAGAGUUGGACGCAUAUAGGUGUUACUAUGACAACUGUGAGCCUCCUCCCGACCCUAACUCCAUGCCUCCGGCCACCCGUAGACCGGACGAUGCCGUCAUGUGGUCUGACGCGCAGACCUGGAAGGACACACCUGCGGGCUGGGGUGGUAACUAUGGAAAUGACAGCUACGGGUUACCACAAGACGGCGACGACGUGGUCAUUGCAAAGGGCAUGUGGGUUGUUGCGGACGUGCCAUUACCUCGCAUGAAAAAAUUGUACAUCUACGGUGUCCUGGAAAUCGACGGAGAUUUUAACACCACCACCGGGAGUUACAAGGACUUCGUCCUGUCGGCCGAAUACAUUUACAUCGUGGGAGGCCGGCUGAUCGCAGGAUGGCCCGACAAUCCUUUCAAGGGGAACAUCGACAUCAUUCUUCGUGGGACUCACGAGUCUCCUCGGCUCGAGGUCCUUGGAGGCCCUGAAGUAGGCGCUAAAGCUAUCGGUGUGUUCGGGGGCCUUGACCUUCACGGUAAAGAAGUUACCAAUCCAUGGACGACCUUAGGAGCUACAGCCGAAGUUGGAGCCACGAGUCUAACAUUGAGCGAAGCCAUAAGCUGGGCUGUAGGAAGUGAAAUUGUCGUGACCCCAACCGGAUAUGACCCUUGGGAGACGGAGACCUUUAUAAUUACUUCAGUGUCCGGUGCAGUUAUCGGACUUAAUGAUAGUGUCCAACACAAACAUGUUGCAUUUUCAGAAACUGUUGACUCCCUGUCGUACGCGGUGACCGCUGAAGUGGGUCUCUUGACUCGCAAUGUCAAGGUUAUCGGAGAGGACUACGAUAAGUUGUUCGACGAAUCAUUCGGUGCUCGAAUCUUGGUCGGUUUGGCUGCCGAUGCGGAACAGUCCUACUUAGGGUUCGCACGGAUCGCUAACGUAGAGUUUGUCCACACGGGACAGGAAGGCUUCCGCGAUCCCUAUGAUCCACGCUUCACCGUCUCAUUCCUCGACUGUGGGACGGUCAGUCCUGUCAGGCCGUCCUACGUGAAGAAUUCCGCGUUCCAUAACGCCUUCUCCACAGCUAUCGGCGUCUACAGCACCAACAAUCUGGAGAUCACUGACAACGUCAUUCACCACACAGUGGGCACCAGUAUCGAAGUGAUGGGCGAUAGUGUGACGCUCCGAGACAAUCUGGUCGUCCUCUCCAUUUUCCCCGGUACCUACCAGAACCGUCUAGAGACGAUGAACAUCGACUACGUGGGCGCCAUAGACGCCAGGAAGGCCACCAAUCUGAAGAUGACUGGGAACGCCGUGUCCGGGUCGGAACGCAUCGCUUACCGUGUCCCCGGUGAGAGCUGCGACUCUCCUGGGGAGUGGAGUGGCAACGUCGCUCGCACAUCGUUGAUGGGCAUAGGACUGUUACCAGGUGACGGCAUCUCUGGCUGUCUCAAGUUCGCCGGGUUUGCUAUCUCAAUGUGUAUGGAUUUCGGAGUGUACAUCAAUACUGAGUCUUCCAUGGUUCUGUCCGAACUGACUCUCGUUGGCAACCUCCUCGGCAUCUUUCCGAUGGUUUUUGGUCCCUCAGCUCUGGCCCACCAAUCCGCAGAUAAAUUUGUCACUAUUCAUGACAGCUUGGUCGUUGGAACGGGACCGUCAUUCGACUGCAGCGCGAAUGUCAUUCCCACUGAACCCUACUACAGCAAGUUUGACAAUGGACAUUCCAAUUUUAUGGGAAACGGUGGAAAAGUUGGUCUCGUCUGGGCAUCAUACACUGGAGGCUCAAAUGCCGCUCCCAAAAUGUCCUUCACUGGUAUUACUGACUACCCAGCCCUGUACGGCAAGACGGUUGUGUCGAAUGUAACGUUUGGCUACUUCGGUAAUACCUGUGGUAGAAAAGAUGUUGCAAUAACGACUAAUCCCAAUAACGAUGACGGCAUGCACCCAAUUGAAACCGACGAACUGACGUUCGUGAACACACCUGAGAACAACAAAGUCUUCAUUCAUCGGCCGAAUGUGGGAAAAAUCAAUCCGUCCGACUGCGUUGAUAUGGACUGCGACGGGCUGAAGAAGGCCAUCUUGGUGGACAUGGACGGCAGCCUGCUGGGCUCCCCUGGAACCGUCUUGUCUCAGUCCGAGUUUGAGUGGGACGGCGACAAAAGGCGAGGCCUCGGGGAUUACAGAAUCCCCAAAACCCUCCUCACCUCCAGCGAUGGAUCCAGAAUCUCCGUCGACGACAUCGCUCCAAACAAAGGUAUCUUCCGGACGUCUUCAUGCCAGGCCAUGCCAGAGUGGCAGGCCCACCGCUGUCCUAGCACCGACUACCGCAUGUUAAUCAUAGAGAGCAUGGACUCAGACACGGAGACGCGGCGCCUCUCCCCUGUGGCCGUGCUUGUUGAUGACUACAUCGACCUGAUUAACGGGCCCCAGGACCACGGCUGGUGCGCUGGUUACACCUGCCAGAAGAGGCUCUCUACCUUCAUGGCUGUUCUCCCUACAGGUAAAGAAGCCAGUAUCUACUUUACUAGCACGUCACCUCAGUCUCUGCGGCUCCACUUGCUGAACGCGGUUUCAGACGACGCGGUUUUGUUGGCGAUAUGGUACGCCGAGCCUUACCGACUUGACAUCUACUACGAGGACAACCACAUUCUGCCCACCAAUGGUUACCUGGACUCCAAUGGUAACUACCAGCUGCGGAAAGUGACAAACGUUGCCGAUGCCAAGCCUGAACUGACCUCGCCCGCUGGUUCUAACUUCAUGGACCGUGCAAAUUUCCUGAUGUACGUCCUCGUCAGGGGAUCGAAACCGGUGCUCAUCAAGACAAACCCCGUCAUAGUCGUAGUUUUUGAGGCGUCCACAGAAUUCCUAACAGUUGACGAGUUCUUCGGUGAAAAUUUGGUGAACAAUUUGGUGGCGUUCCUGGGAGUGGAUCCGUCCAAGGUCCGCCUUGUUAACGUUGUGAACGAGAACGCAGUGGCGCGUCGCAAACGACAGGCUUCCGGCAAUACCAAGUUCUUCGUGGAGGUGGGUGACGACCCACUGGCCUCUGUGAACGCCUCCGUGGGAGGGAGACUGAGCCCUGACCAGCUCAAAAACUACACCGUUAGCCUCGUCAACGCUGCUCUGCUGGGAACGCUUAACCUCAACGCUUCCAUGUAUGUGAUAGAACCACUUCCGUCUCCUAGCGACCCCUUGUGGUCUUACCGUGUCGUCAGUGAGGAGACGUCUCCCCCUAAUCUGGUCCUCAUAGAACCCAUCGACCGCAUGUCGUUUGAAACAGAACCGACAGUGAUGUACGAGGGCAAGCUGUUCAGCACCCAGCCGAAGCUGAAAGUUUUAACUUUGCUGGGAUCACGUGUCCGCCAUCUUGGAACAACAGAGUCUCCAUGGGAAAUGACGGUCACCCUAAAAAUGACAGCGGGAAGUUACGUGGGCGCUACGCUCACCGGGAAUUCAACGAUCCAAUUUAACGACGGCUGGGCUGAGUUCACCGACCUUACCAUCAGCCACGCGGGCACAUAUGUCUUAGAGUUUGCCGUGACGUCACCACCGGAAGCUACAAACUUCACCAUGGAAAGGACGAUUGUGGUAUCAAAGCGUCCCCUGGUGGCGAAUGUUGUCUCUAUGCCAGGUGUGACCGUCGGCAACUCAUCGGUGACUGUCGUCUUGGACUUGAGAGACGAGAUGACCGGGGAAAAAAUUCAGGACUUGAGUUGGAGGGGUCACACGUGGUCCGUGUUCGCAUCUUUACCCCAUCCCAACCUUUACUGGGGCCAAAUGACAGGAUCCGCAUCCGCUUCCUUCAACCCUGGAACAAGUGAAGUUACCUUCAUAGAUCUGUCCUUUUCACACCUCGGCGAGUACAUGGUGCUCUUCCGCGUGACAUCUACUCCCCCGGAAUACGACUUCUACGUUCUUAAGAAGGUCAAUAUCAUUGCCCCCCAUCAGGUUAACAUCGUCCGCCGUCAAAACACCACAGUCGAAAUGAGAUUUGACGUCAACUUUAAUGACGUCAUCGCCUCGGCGGAUGACCUGGAAUAUUUUACGGCCUAUGUGGGGAACUACUUCCGGCACAAGCACCAAAGUGUUUUCAUCGAGGAUACAAGCGUUCGUCAAGGUAGCAUAAUAGUCAGCUUCACAGUCAGUGGCGACGGAAGUGACGUCACAGCCAUGGUGUACUCCGCAUGCGCAGAAAUCGGGAACGAAACAAUAAGUUUCAAUUUCAAGGGCCAACAACUGUCACUGUCGGGAUACCUCAAGGUGGACGGACAGAAUUAUUAUGGCGACCAAUGUGGACCGCAGUUCCAGCCGACAGCAGCGGACAACUCUCUACAUCCGGGUAUCAUCGCCGCCAUUGUUGUCAUCUGUGUCAUCUCAGUCUCUCUGAUCGGAAUCUUCCUCUUCUGGAAACUGGCAGUUGUGCCGAAGACAAAAACAGUUGAUGAUGAUGGUAUCAAGCACAUCGGUUCUGGACCCGUUGACACCAUCCUCUUCCGCGAAAACACAUUCGAGAGUCUUCGAGAACGAGGCUUUCCUCACAGCUCUACGCCUCCCCACGACACCCGGCCUCCGUCUAGCCGACCCUCGACACGGGACGGCGGCCUACAGUAGGCCGUCAUCGGAUAGUUGCCCGGAAGACAGAAAAACCACAACAGACGUCUGACGUACCGGGAAAAAUCUGUAAUGGAGGAUAGUUCAGCAAUUCUGUUUGGGCAAUGACCCGGAGCCAAAAAUUGCUCACACAUUUCAAGUUGUUUGGGGUUUUAAAAAGAAAUGACACAGAACGCGAGUUUUUGGAAUUUAGUAUGCAUUCAGAGUGUAUACACAUUUAUGUCUCCUACAGAACGAAAUUGUCAUAAUAAUUUAGAUUAGAAGUAUAUCGAGGAAGGCUCAUUGUAAGUAUAGUGACCUACAGAAACCAAACUGUAGAGAUAGGCCGCGAUGUUUCCCACACAGCCAUACGGAGAGUGCUUACACAGUUAACUAAUGGUGUGUUAAUAUCAGCAAUACGACGGGUGUGUUUUCUCAGGAAUGCGAUUAUCCUCUGAACCAGGACUUAAUUAGUGACUGACACCGUGCUCAUGGUCAAAGGUGAUACAAAGUCUUUACAAUUAUUCUGUACAAUAUAUCUAUAUUUCUUUUUGAAAAAAAUAUAAUUUUGCUGUUGAUUUUUGGAUUUGAAUCUACUGUAUAUAAACAGUCAUUUAUAUUGAUAUCAAUUUUAUUCUGAAGAUAGUAUUGGGAGAAAACAAAGUAAUGAUUUUGGGAUCAGAAAUUGCCCUGAGUUAUGAUCCCCAAAUUCGUGUGAUUACACAAUGCCCUUAAUUUUCUGGCCGUUUUGGUUAUAUAUAAUGUAAGACUGACAAAAUAAUUUUAACCCUAUUGACUUCAUUUUGUAUGUUUGAAGUCUGCUAUCUUUAAUAGCCUUCUGAAUAUUUUUCAGGAUGAUGAAAAAAUUUUCCAAAAGAUAUUCCUCGGCUGAUAUUAAUAAAUGGGGCAGGUCACACUCAUAGUAGGUUUACGUUGUGAUUUUACCAGUGCUAUUCUUUUAAGCAAUAGAGUUAUACAAUAUGUGGUCGAGCUUGUCCUUUUUAAGGUUUUUAUUUUAAGAACAGAAUUGUGGGUUAAAUGCCUCGUUAAACAGUUCAGGGUAAAUGAGUGUUACUUUUGUGAUCACGCAUGGGUACUUGUCAGCAAGGUAGACAACUCUUCUUGACAUGUGCAGGAAAUCUGAAUCGCGGGGAAUUUGAUGCUAUAUAUCACACUCGGAUUGGAAACGUAACUUUUCAUAACAUAAUAUAACGAAAUAGUCUUAGUGCAUGUAACAGAAGGAUGUAUGUAUCAAACUGUUUAAUGGUGAGAUUGAGGGCCACAGACAUUAUGCAUCAAAAGUAUUUGGCCACCGCUUCCCCCAGUACCCGUUUUCAUAAAGAUUCUCAGAAAGCACAUAAAAAUGAUUGUAACCGUUACGUUUUAUAAGGUUUCUGGAUGAAAAAUAUUAAAUAACAAAAAUGUACAUAUAUGAUAUGAACAACAUGGCAUUUAACUAAGAAUAUUCAUCGCUGAUAUUGCAGAAAAUAACUCGGGUAUGAAUUCUGUCUUUAAGAAAUCCCUAAAAAGGAAAUCCAUCUAACCGUCAUGGAGACUCUCGGUAGCCAUCCGUACCCUCGUGUGUAACGAUCACAAGACUCUCGGUAGCCAUCCGUACCCUCGUGUGUAACGAUCACAUCAGUGAGAUUCACACAUUAUCUCUAUUAUCUGUCUGACACUUGGAGUUUUUUAUACCAUUUAUCAUGCUUGCUUGUGUUGAUAUAUUUGACAAAUAUAUUUUUAUUGUCAAUAUGAUUUAUUUGCUGUGACAGGGAAAGGAAAUGUCUUGUUGUUUUGAGGUUAUCUUCUUCCUGUUGUUCAUAAUCACGGAGUGCAUGUUUGAAGUAGCCUCUGAUAGAACAUCGGCCAUGUUUUCAAUGCAUGUAGUUUACAUCCACUGCAGGUUCUCGUAUUCUUAGGAACGCUGAGGGAGUACAUGUAAUUUACAUCCACUACC